Messenger RNA from Cryptomeria japonica (Japanese cedar), 1657 nucleotides. RefSeq lists its product as uncharacterized. Bases 295 to 1248 code for a protein of 317 amino acids. The record is from RefSeq and is a predicted model, not a curated record. Lineage: Eukaryota; Viridiplantae; Streptophyta; Pinopsida; Cupressales; Cupressaceae. Gene Ontology annotation, biological process: nucleobase-containing compound metabolic process. The transcript has 11 exons. Gene Ontology annotation, molecular function: 3'-5' exonuclease activity; RNA binding.
UACAUUAAUUAUAAAGAAAGAUACAAACUGACUGUAACGCAUGUUCUGAUCGCCUUUUUAUCAUGUUUCGCUUUGGUCGCAGUUCAAAUCUCCAACUUAUUAAAUCUCUUUGAAACAAUUCAAUUCAAUUUAGUUAACAGGAGACCAGUUGGGGAGCACAAGUGCCAGAACCGAAGAUCAUUUACUCCUCUGUGCUCCUGUAGUGGUGCGUUUUGGUAGAAAUUUACGGCCUAGAUCAUAUGCGAAUGUCUCACACUUCAAAUUGGUGUCUCGCUUGACAGGCUAGAGCCUAAUAUGGGAGAAUCGGAAGGUCAUUUGGCACCUGUGCCUAUAUAUAUUGUCACUGAGGCAUCACAACUUCCAUGUUCGUUUCUCGAACCGUCACCUCUGAACGAAUUGGUCAUUGGUUUUGAUUGUGAGGGUGUUGACCUAGCUCGAUAUGGACGUCUUUGCAUCAUGCAGCUUGCAUUUGAGGACGCAAUUUAUCUAGUUGAUGCAGUUGAGGGUGGAGACCCACUUAUGCAGGCCUGCAAGCCUGCUCUGGAAUCCGUUCAUGUUACGAAAGUUGUUCAUGACUGCAAACGUGACAGUGAGGCAUUGUAUUUCCAGUAUGGGAUCAAAUUAGAUAAUGUAGUUGAUACUCAGAUUGCAUAUUCACUGAUUGAGGAACAAGGGGGAAGAAAGUGGGCUCCUGAUGACCACAUAUCAUUUGUUGGCCUUCUAGCAGAUCCACAGUAUUGUGGUGUGUCAUAUGCUGAAAAGGAGGAAGUCCGGAUUCUACUUAGAAAGGAUCCACAAUUUUGGGCAAGCAGACCCUUGACAGAAAUGAUGAAAAGAGCAGCUGCAGAUGAUGUACGCUUUCUUCUUCAGAUUUAUCAUAAAAUGAUGGGAAAAUUAGAUCAACGUUCUCUAUGGCAACUUGCUGUGAGAGGAUCUCUUUAUUCUCGUUGUUUCUGUGUGAAUGAUAAUGACUUCAAAGAUUGGCCACCUCUUCCGUCUUUACCAGAUAAUCUGAUCGCAGAAGGAGAAAUCCUUGAAGAAGAAGUUCUUUCUGUCAUACAUGUUCCAAAUGGGAAAAUGGGAAGAGUAAUUGGAAAAAAAGGUGCAUCAAUUUUGGCGGUUAAAGAAUGCUGCAAGGCUGAAAUUUUUAUUGGAGGUGCUAAAGGCCCACCAGACAAGGUAUUUGUUGUUGGAGCCAUGAAGGAGGUCCGCAAAGCAGAAGCAAUCAUCCGGGGAAAGAUGCUUUGAUAUUACAUUAUUAAGAGGAUGUAAAUUGUAUCAUUGCUUUUCAAGGAUAAUUAUGCAACAGAGAAGCAUUAAAUAAACUCUAAAUGAGUGUGUGUGGGAGCUCCUCCAUGAAUGUUUGGGUAGGGUAGCUACUUGUUUACAGUUCCUCGGACAGCUACUUGUCUGUUAUAUCAAGAUGUCCUUCCUGGCAUUCUUUUUAGGUUAGUUUGUACAUGAAAAAAUCAUAAGAACCUUGUUCUUUCAGUUCUUGUCUGCAUCUAUCUGAAAUAAGUUUAUUUGCUUUUUUAUCUUCUUUGAAAGGGAGAGUCUUCUUGGUCAAAGAACUUUCAUUCCAUGUAUUUGACAAUGGCUCUUCUGCUGUAGAACUAAUGAUCAAAUGCAAAGCUAUGCCUGUGACUAUAUUAUAUUA